This is a messenger RNA of Phytophthora infestans T30-4, 459 nucleotides long. RefSeq names its product secreted RxLR effector peptide protein, putative. The record is from RefSeq and is a predicted model, not a curated record. The transcript has a single exon. Bases 1 to 459 code for a protein of 152 amino acids. NCBI's taxonomy places the organism in Eukaryota, Oomycota, Peronosporomycetes, Peronosporales, Peronosporaceae.
AUGCACAAGAAGACCCUAUCAUUUUGCAAACUUUCCAGAGGUGAGAGGACAAGCAUGCUCCUCCACCUGACCUCCAUCCUCUUUCUUGCUGCGAGCACGGCUUGCUCCUCGUUCAAUCCGCACGUAGCAUAUGUCAAAGAGCCUAGCACCAUCAUCUACGAGCCCAACGCAUUCACUACGGGCGUCUCAAGAAGAGGCUUAAGGUCUCAUGACUCGGCUAUGAAUGAUGAGCCCAACACCGACGACAAGACCAACCAAGAGAGAGGGUGGAUCGAGGUGCUCCGAAUUAAUCAUUGUAUUGAAAUUUCAAAGCAAUAUUAUACAAUAAAUGAUUUAUUUUUGAGGUACGCAGGAGGUGCUUCGUACGAACGGACAGCGGAGCUAUCACUUUCAAUAAAUUAUUUUCACAUGGUCUUUCUAAUAUUGUUUUUCGAUUACUUUCCCGUGUUUUCAGCUUAA